Sipha flava (yellow sugarcane aphid) is the source of this 1285-nucleotide messenger RNA. RefSeq lists its product as uncharacterized. Lineage: Eukaryota; Metazoa; Arthropoda; Insecta; Hemiptera; Aphididae. The transcript has 9 exons. The coding region runs from base 133 to 858 and encodes 241 amino acids. The record is from RefSeq and is a predicted model, not a curated record.
UCUACCUUUGAAUUAUCUCGCAUCAGGAUUUAUCCAACAAUUUGAAUAGUUAUUAUACUUAUCGACUGCAAUUCUUUAGCUGAUUAUUAGAAUUAAAUCUAUUUAAUUUUAAUAAUCAUAUUCAUAUUCAAGAUGGAUUGUCAAAAGAACAAGUAUAACAUCAGUGUUGUAAUAAAACCUAGAAUAGGACCAAUUCCUGAAAGUGUCCAUCGACUACCUGAUAUCGAAGGCUUAACGCAGGAUGAAAUGAAUAGAAAAUCAACUUCUGAUAGAAGAAAACGGCGCAUAGCUCACGUGCCAAAAUACCCACCGAUCAUAAAAAAGCCAGUUAUUCCGGUUUCCGAGGAACCAAAAAAAAAGAAUGCCACUAAAAAAUCAGUUGAACCAGCUGUACCGAAGGAGACAGAGAAAAAAGAAAUAAUACUAGCCAGUUCAGAACUGAAUAAGUAUAUGGCCCGACCUAUAAAAGUGAGAACAAUACCAACAGUCGAUGUCCCUUGGGCAUACCAGGGACCAUCGAACUCUAAUCGAACAAACAAGAGAAAAGCUGAACUGGAGAAUUUCAACAACAAAAAACAAUUUGAAAUUCGGCUUUUCUUCAUCGCAUGUAUAUUGUUUUUCGAAUGUCUUCUACACAUUGUAUAUCGGUUGUACUUCAAGGCUUGGCAGGUCAGAACAUCAGAACAUAAGGCAACGUUUUCUGCUAAGAAAACCCUUAUCCAAAGUAAAUUUCGCAGUGAAAUGGGUUUAUUGGUAGAUAUCGUGUUGCAAGGAUAUGGUACUACCAAUAAUGGCAACAUGGCUAGAACUUUUUUUAAAAAUGCAUUUCAGUCAUCAGCAAUUACUGGCAUAGACUAAUUAAUAGGUUUGGCAAUAUUUUAUCAUGUAUUGCUAGUGGAUACAAAAUGAAACAAACGCAUUCGAAAAUUAUGGUAUCGAAACUGCAAGAAAUAUUGUCAAACUAUACCUAUUGUUUUAUAUGCCCCCUUCAGAACAUAAAAUUCUAAUUCACGGAGCGGAUAUCAUUCGCUAUGCAAUUCUUCCGAUAGGACAACUUUCAGAAGAUGCCCAGGAAUCGCGUAACAAAGAUUAUAUAACAUUUCGACGACAUAAUACUAGGAAAAUAUCCAGAAUAAUGACGAUAACGGAUUUCCUUCACAUUUUAUUAAUAUCAUUCGAUCCUUUUAUUUCUUCGAUUCGACAAAUAAAAAAUAAUAUUAAAUUUGAAAAUUCCCCUGAAGUAAAAUCACUUCUCAUAAUAUCUGAUUCCGAUUAUAAUAGUGAA